This is a messenger RNA of Rhodamnia argentea, 1534 nucleotides long. RefSeq lists its product as uncharacterized. NCBI's taxonomy places the organism in Eukaryota, Viridiplantae, Streptophyta, Magnoliopsida, Myrtales, Myrtaceae. The record is from RefSeq and is a predicted model, not a curated record. Bases 162 to 608 code for a protein of 148 amino acids. The transcript is spliced from 2 exons.
AAUCUUCAGACAUGUGACGAUGCUUCCGAGGUCGAUGCUUCAGUCGUCUCGUCCCCAAUCGAUAGCUUCCACCACCCUCUUCAGCCGCGAGCAAACAGACGACCCAGCGUUCCAGAUUGAACCCACGCCAUAUAAAAUCUCUCUCUCACGGCGUGCGGGUAAUGCCAAGAUCAUCGACCGGACAGAGACCCGCUGAGCCCCCCGAGUCAAACCCAGAAGAUUUUCUCGCGAAUUGCCGAGUUGGGUCGGCGUUCUUUCCCCUCAAGAGGAUGAAUUUCAGGAGCUUCGACGAGUUCUGGCCCUUCUACGUGAGCCAGCACUCGAAGCCGGCCACGAGGCGUUGGCACUUCGCGGGCACGCUCCUGAGCAUCGUCUUCUUGAUCUACUCGGCCGUGUUCAACUGGUGGUGCCUCUUCCUCGUGCCCGUCUCCGGCUACGGCCUCGCCUGGUACAGCCACCUGUUCGUGGAGGGCAACGUCCCCGCGACCUUCGGGCACCCGCUCUGGUCGCUUCUGUGCGAUUACAAGAUGUUCGGUCUGAUGCUGACUGGGAAGAUGGACAGGGAGAUAAAGCGGCUCGGGAAGAGACCCGUCUUGAAUGGCUUCUGAAUUCUGGGGGAUGUCGGGGCUGCUAUGAAGAGGCAAUGGGAUAGGUUUCAAGUUCCAAAGCUUUGUUUAGAGUGAGUAUCACUAAUGACAAGACCCUACCCACCUUUGAACUUCGAUACCCCUGAUUUUCUACAUGAAUUACACCUAGUGCUGUACUUAAAACUCCUUGAGUUGGCUUGUUCAAGAAUAAAAAAUGACCUCUUUCAGGACAUUUUGUCUCAUCCUUGGUAAUGGCAGCAUGCCGCCUGACCUUGUCGCUUGAUCAAGAAAGUACUGAAUUUCCCUUGUGUUCCACUACAAAAUUGAAGGUUGAAGGACUUUGAAGAGUUCAUGUAUUAUUCAAUGUUAGUUAAUAGACGUGUGGUUUUCCAUUUUUCAACCUUUCCCUGGUGGAUAAAUCUCCUCGUCUGUGACUUUUUCUUUCAGAAAUGGAGCAAUUUAAAGGUGAGGAGUCUUUGAAAUAAAGUAUAUGCUGUGUUGUUUACAGGAAUUGUCACCAUUAUCAAUGAUACUUAUGUUAAUCGUUUUCCUUUUAUUUUUGGCCUACUGGAGAGAGAAAAAACAUAAGAAUGAGGCAUUUAGCUUGGUUAUUUGGUCAUUUUCCUCCCUAGGAAAUUUGAGUCAGGGUUUGCUAUUGGCAUGCCAAGGCGGACGCCAGACAAGCUCUCUAUUUAACCAAAAAAGAAACAAAUAUGUUCACCGUCCCUUCCUACAUUGAUUAAAUGAGACUUUGUGGAGAGGUGGACCUUCAGAAGCAUGAUACCAGCCUGUCUUUGUCCAUUUCAAGGAUCCAUGACUAGAGAUGACCAAUCUGGAGUAGCACUUAGAUCGCCAUUCGAUGUGAAUCCUAUAACGGUUUGCAUUUUUUCAUUAAAAUUGUCUGUCUAAACCAUAGUGGGGCUUUCAUGUGUGGAGUAUACGUUUGU